Vairimorpha ceranae is the source of this 828-nucleotide messenger RNA. RefSeq lists its product as hypothetical. NCBI's taxonomy places the organism in Eukaryota, Fungi, Microsporidia, Nosematidae. The coding region runs from base 1 to 828 and encodes 275 amino acids. The record is from RefSeq and is a predicted model, not a curated record. The transcript has a single exon.
AUGGAUUCUAAUUUUAUGACAACAAAAGAGAAAGACUACGUAAGUUACAUUUUUACAAAAAAUACAAGACAAUUAAAAGGCGAUAUUGAUUAUAAAAAGGUAUUUUCUGGUAUAAAACAGGACUAUACUUCUUUUAAAAACGAUAUUAAAACAUCUUUUGUUUUUGGUAAAGAUACAUGUAGAGACAAUAAGAAAAAUCGAUAUUUUACCGCAUCGAAAAAUAUUCCACAAAAUUUACAAUUGGAAUGUGAAGUGGAUAACAUUUAUACAAAAUUAAUUUGCACAAGAUAUUUUACUAACGAAAUAAGUAUAUCUUAUGAUCCUAUGAAAUAUAUUAAAACUAACAAAUUGUGGGAUUUACUCCAACUGACAUUUGAAAGUUUUGAUGACAAAAAAAAUGUUAUUGUAAAAAUUAGUAAGCAUUUUGAAGAUAUCGAGGCAAUAGAUAAAUUUACAGAUUUUAUUAAUGACUGGUACGAUAAAAUACCACAAGUAACUGCUUUUGAUCUUGAUAAAGAUUUUUCAGUAAAUUUUAUGACUAAAAGUUCGGGUCUUGUACUAGCUACAUGCUUUUUAAUAGGAAAUAAUGAUCUUUACGAGAUAUUUUAUAACAAUACUAUAAAUAAUAUGGAAGUAGCACUAAUACACAAUGAAAUAUGGAAUUUUCUUGUUGUUUUAAUGAAUUUUUGCAAUAAAGAACAGAAGUUCGAGCUGAUUAAAUCUACAAAAGAAAGGUUACAUGAAAUUAAAUGUGAUAAUGAAAAAUUUGAUAAAGCAAAAACUUUUUUGAAAUGUUUGGGACUUGAACCAGAAGACAUUAGUUUAUAA